GGUAGAUGGUUGUCUCACGAUCAUUGCAUGAGCAGCCGGGGUGAGAGAGAUCGAAUCUACCGGGACACUGCCGGUAACGAACGAUGGGAACAUGACGUGUGAAUCGGAGAGAAGAAUAGAGCAGAGAAGAAUCGAGCGACCGCGGGAGAGAGCAGAGAGAAGAGUCGAGCGGUCGAGGGAGAGCGCGAGAGAGGGCGGGGAGGUUGAAAAUAGCCGAGCGGAACAUAACGCGUGAAUCGGAGAGAAGAACCAGGCGAACGCGGGGGAGCGAGAGAGAGGACGAGGGGGUUGAAAUCAGCCGAGACUGACUGAGUCGACGUCAGUCUCAGGCAAUAGAGAACCAACUACAGAGUUGCUGACUUUGACGUCAUUUCCAGUGAGUAGUAGAAAACAGUCGAGUUCGCGACAGUAUGUAAACGCACACUCUAUCGCAGAGUUGUGAGAUGCACGUGUCAGUAGAGAAGCUGCGCAGAGGAACCUAAGGGAGUUACUCCGGAGAGUGUGUCGUGGAUGUGGCGGCUGCUCUCGUUGAUGGACGCUACCUGGAGUAAGUGUGGGCGGCCGGACUCUAGAUCGUGCCGCGGUUGCGAGAGGGGGAUGUCGGGCUAGACUACUGGCAGGAGCAGGAGACUGCGUCUACGGUCAUUUGCCGAGGAAGAGGUGGCGAAGAAAUCGUAAGCACUUGGGAGAGAUUCUUUGUUGCGUUUUGUGAUCCGGGGCCAGCUUUAAGUGGAGUCGACGAACCAUUUUCAGGCGAACCUUUAGAGUCUUGAUCAGACGAACCAUCAACAGACGACCAUCGUGCGUUUGAGUAUUGUGUUGGCUAUAGCUCGGUGUUUUUCCGCGAAGAGGGGCGAGGCAGUUUCAUAGGAUUCGGCUAUGGAGACCCAACAACUGAACCGCGUCAACGAUCCGCAAACAGCUGCAGGUUCUUUGAUACGUGCCAUGGAUGCUUUCGACGAGGACCAUGAGCGGGCGGUAGAUGAUCUCUUGCGAGUCGUUGGAUACGGAUCCUGGCAAGACCGACGGAGCACGGUUCGGCAGGCGGAGGCGAUGGGGCGGGAUGCCAUCCAGUGGGUGAAGGACAAGACAUCCGGUGCUUUCCAGGGGGGAUUGCUGGCUCUCAUCGAACCGGCGCCUCUCCGUGACGCGAGGUGGGUACGGGACGCUGUGAGCGGGUUCAUGAAGAAGAAAGACGUGGUGAGAGAGAUCGUGUGCACUCGGACUCCUAGCCAGCUGACUGCCAUAUCUGAAUCUUAUAUAGACGUGUAUCAAGCGGAUAUGCUGCAAGAUAUAUUGGGGUGUUUUUCCGGAAAGGAGAGGAAGCUGUUUGAAAACCUGCUGUCGUUUGACCGAAGGGGAGUGGGAGAGGCGGGCACGCCUCGCAUCGUGGACAAGGAGCUAGCGCGCGCCCUGGCGAAGAAGCUGCACGACGCGGGGCCUGCCUCGUGGUUCAACGAUGAAGGGGUUUAUAUUGACAUAUUGACGACGGAGAGUGUGGAUAUGGUGAGAGCAGUGUUCAGAGAGUACGAGGGUAUGUACGGUCGGAGUUUGUUUGAUGUCAUAGAGAAGGAAUUUCGAGGCGACUUCCAGAAGGAUAUGUAUCUCCUGGGCCUGGCGCUGAACAACCCGCCCAGGGUUUUUGCUGACGUCAUUCGUGCAGCUGUCAAGGGAUUGGGAACUGACGAGGAUGCUCUCACUAGAGCCGUCAUUGCGAGGAAGGACAUAGAUCUUCGCGAAAUCCGCUCUGUCUACGACGCGGCGUACGGAAAUAUGCUGGAUGCUAUACGGGCGGACACGAGCGGAGAUUUCCGGAAGCUUCUGGAGACUGUGAUUCUCAGCGUCGGAGAGUGAUACACUUUGCUCUCUCGCCUGUGGCCAUGUGUGCCUGGUACUCGUUUGUCGUUUGACUUUGAUUGUGUCGUUGUGUGGUUGGCUUAAUUGGAUGGCUGAUUGAUUGAUCGGGAUUGAUUGAUUGAUUGAUUGAUUGAUUGAUUGAUCGGCUGGUUGAUGAGUUGGAGGGUGUAUACAGUGUUUUAAGUGUUGAUAAUGUAACUGUACUUGUGCUGAUCGGUGGUUGUCUUGUUGAUUGGUUGGUCUUUCGGUCGGUCGUCAGCGGUGAUUGGAGGAAAAGACCUGAGGGGUGAAGAGGAGGACAACUAAGGAGAAGGAUUGCCUUUUGACCGAGUGAUUGUUUUUGUUGAUUGGUAGAUCGGUUGGGCGAUUAACUGAAGUACCAUUCAGUCGGCAGCAUGGAUGGGAGGAAAAGACGUCGUACGCUGACGGGGAGGACAAACUAAGGAGACGGAAGUUGUGUUGGCCCAAGAUAGGGAAAGGAGGUUCAUUCUGGCCAGUCGGUGAUAUGAUAUGAUUUCUCGACUUCUGGGCGAGCGAGGAGGAACGAGUUCUUCGACCAUGUGACUGCGUUUCUUUCCUUCCCCGCCUUCUGCUGUUACGAAAUCGCACCAUCGUGACCGGUGUUACGCCGAAAGUCCGGUUUUAUUUCAAGGACUCUGGUACUGAUAGAGUCCCAGACCCACUUGCACAGCGUCGCUUUGGGAGGGAGGGGGCGACAAAUCUGAUUUUCCCUUGCAUGAAAGUGUACAGGUAGGGUUUGGAGUCUGUGAUUGAUGGUGUCGAUAGCUGAAGCGGAGAGGUUGUGGUGAGGUUGGCUGGGUAGGUGUACAAUACGUACACCAUUAAGUAAAAGGUAGUUACACGGUCGCCCUCUGUAUAGCUGUUGCAGUAAACGGUCAGUGCGAUCACCUUUAAAUUUGUAACUGUCCUGGACACGAAUUUUCAGUUGGUCCGUUGCAUAUGACGACAUGAUGGCCACAGGUUCAAAGGCAUUGGCUGCGUUGUCGAGGUGAAGAGAGAAAAAUCUCACAAGUCUCGCUCUUCGAGAAGUGAUCAGGGCCUGCCAGGAUCUGAGGACAGUCAUGUCGUUUUUGUCAGCUCUCCCAAUCUGUUGGGAGGCGGAGGAGACACUCUGUGACACGUGAUCUGUGGUUUUGCUACUUCAUUCUGUCGUAGGCUUGGAUGCUUUGUCUUCCGAUGAUGUUGUCGAUGUUCAAUGUGUGGAAGUGAGCGAUAAAAACUGAAUAAAUGAAACAACUGGUUUUAUUUCUGGUCUCGACAGCCAGAUGCAAGGAGAUGGAAAGGGGUGGAUGGAGAGUAGUGUAAAUUGGGGACCGCGCAUGUGAGGGAAGGAUAAAGUUGCUGAAAAGAAUGUGAAUGGGUAGGAGGUUGGCAGGACAGCCUGCAUAUGGAUAUGAUUGGUGGAAAGGAUGUCGAUGAUAGGGAGGUAGGAGAGGAGUGUACGGGGAGGCGCGAGCAGCUGCUUGAAUGAAUGACGAUGGUGCAAUGCAGAUGAUGCCGUGCCACGUGCAAAUGGUGAGAACUGAUGUGAGCUGCGGCAACGUCUGUCGAUGGUGCAUUGCAUAUGUGCAAACGGGUUGGGCUGGUUUGUACACGACCGAUAUGUACACAAGUCAGACGGUAGGUUUGAACACGAGUGACGAUUGCUGGUGGGGUGGGGUGGGGGGGAGGGGGAGGAAGAGGUACCAACGCCCUGUGCCUGGUGCAUAUUUCGGGACCUUGAUAUCUGUUCAGGUGUGUAAAAUGGUACGCACCAGGUGUAGGCCUGUUUAAAAACUUCAGGGCCGUGCAGGAUGUCAUAGUUUGUACUAUGGUAGACCCGAGUUGUAAGUGCUAUGUCAUAGUUUGUACUAGGUAGACCCGAGUGUAAGUCCUGUGACCUGUGCACCAGGUGGGGGAUUUGUGGGCACAAUAGGUGCCAACACU
This is a messenger RNA of Chara braunii, 3804 nucleotides long. The record is from the annotation of a GenBank genome assembly. NCBI's taxonomy places the organism in Eukaryota, Viridiplantae, Streptophyta, Charophyceae, Charales, Characeae.